GACGACACACACCAGAUGCAGAGGAAACUGCAGGACAUUAUCACGUUCAAUUUUGUACCAAACAUAAACAUUUAAAUUAGGCAGAACAUACACGAGAACUGCAUAAUAGAAGCAGAUGGAGCAACAACCCCGCUAGUAACAUAUAAAAAUGAAAGUCACAUUCCUGUUGGAGCUAUUACUAAUUCUGAUCAUUAUCGCAUUUGCCGCCUCCAAACCGGUCAAUGAUGAGGGACGAAAUGCACACAAAGGAACGCUCAUCUCUCGGCAGGCGGCAGAAGAUCUAGUUGCAGCAGCAGCACCGGUAGAUGGCGUCCCAGUUGCUCCCGUUGUUCCGGCUGCCGGUGGUGAUGACGACGAUGACGACGACGAUGAUUCCGACGAGUUCGAUCUCGGCGAUGACGAUGAUUCGGCCGAAGAUGAUGAUGACGAUGCGGACGAUGAUGAUGAUGAUGAGGAGGACAUCAUCGGAUCGGUCGAGGAUGAGAUCGACGAUGAUGACGAUGAUGAUGACGAUGAUGAUGAUGAUGAGGUAGCGGCACCGGUGGCCCCGGCGGCGGUUGUUGAUCAGCAGAAGCAGACGGCUAACCAGGUGGCACCGGCGGCUGCGGCGGCCGCUGCUGAGGAUGACGAUGACGACGAUGAUGAUGAUGAGGAGGACGAUGCGCUGUCUUUUUUUGGUGAUGACCUCCUAGGCGCCUUCGAUGAUGAUGAUGACGACGACGAUGAUGAUGAUGAUGAUGACGAUGAUGAUGAGGAUACCGUCGCAGCCGUACAGCCCGCCGUCCAGGCCGCUGCCGCCGUCGCCCAGCCAGUUGCCCAGGCCGCCGCCGAACCGGUGGCACAGGUCGCCGCUGCCGCUCCGGCCGCCGCCAAGAAGACGAAGAAGAAGGUCGCAGCCCAGAACACGCAGGCCCUGCUCGAUUUGGCCGAUGCGGCCGCAGCCCAGAACGAGGUGGACAGCGCGGUGAAGAAGCCGGCGGCGGAGGAGCUGGACGUGAACAGCGAGGUGAACAAGAUCGCCGAAACGCUGGCCAACCAGGGUGCGGCCGAGAGCGCAACCGAGACCGUCGCGGAUGAGGACGAGGAGGAGGAGGAGUACGACGAGGGCUCGCCAGAAAAGGUACAAAAUCAAAACACGAAUAACAAUAAAGUUGACGUUGUUGCGAACGCUCCAGCUCAGCCCGUAACCGUGACGAAGCCGGAGAAGAAACCGGCGACCGGCGGCGACGAUGACGACUACCUGUCCGCCCUGGUCGGUGACGAUGACGAUGACGACGAUGAUGACGACGAUGACGAUGACAGCGACGAGACGCCCGCCGGUGCCGUGGCUGCCGCGACCGGCCAGAAGGAGGACCAGCAGACGGUGAGCGGUGUCGCCGGAACGGAAGCGGACGAUGACGCGGAAGAUGAUGAUGACGACGAUGACGAUGACGAUAGCGAUGAGCUGAUCGACGAGAGCGCCGUGGAGGACAUUGCCGAGUCGGACGUGUGAGUGGGGAGCCGGUGGUUGUCCCACCAGCAUCACCUCCACCUCCCACCACCUGACGACGCAAGCCGUCUAUCCAAGCCAAGGAAGAAGGACACACACUCACACGUACACGUACACACACAAUCACACACACACACACAAACACAUACAUACAAACACAAAGAUGACUGAGAUCGAUCGUGGAUGAGGUGAGCGGGGUUCCAAUCACUGUGGGGUGGGGUGGGGUGGAACGGGAAGGGUCACUCAAGAGAAGUGAGGGUGUAUAGGACGAGAGAAAGAGAAGAAAACCAAACUGUAAAGAAGAUCCUCCGACCGCUAUGAUCGGAUGCGAUCAUUUUCCCAGCCACAACUACCUCCCCCUCCCCCCCAUCACCCCUUUCAGCCAUUCGUACGAUUCUGAGUUCCCACCAAAUGCUCCAAAGCGCUGCUCAAUCGACGGGGGAUCGGAUUCGCAUGAGCGUCCCUGCCUCCCACUACCCUCACCCACCCCCUGAGACCACCACCAUCAGAGACCUAUACCCUCUUCCCCCCCGAUGGAAGACACCCAGCAAAACCGACCGAACUCCAAUGCCGACCCUAUAUGUCCGUGCACCUCGUUGAAGGAGGUGGUAGAAAGAGUGAGAGAUAGGAGCGCAGAGAAGAAGCGGAAGCAAAGAUCAAUCAACAAAGCUGGGAGCAACCGAUUCGGGGCAGUUGCGACAACCGGCACUGGCACAAUCGCGACUGGCGUCGAUUGAUGCCCGCUGCAGCAGCCACCCUCUGUGCACACAAUCAGGAAUCACAACAACAGACGGACGAAGAACCCGAAAACUGACUAGGAGUUUUAAGAUAAUUUAUUUAUUUAUUUAAAUUAUUUAUU
This is a messenger RNA of Anopheles moucheti, 2348 nucleotides long. Its product is annotated as nucleolin-like. The record is from RefSeq and is a predicted model, not a curated record. The coding region runs from base 149 to 1492 and encodes 447 amino acids. NCBI's taxonomy places the organism in Eukaryota, Metazoa, Arthropoda, Insecta, Diptera, Culicidae. The transcript is spliced from 4 exons.